Messenger RNA from Microsporum canis CBS 113480, 1020 nucleotides. RefSeq lists its product as hypothetical. Bases 1 to 1020 code for a protein of 339 amino acids. NCBI's taxonomy places the organism in Eukaryota, Fungi, Ascomycota, Eurotiomycetes, Onygenales, Arthrodermataceae. The transcript is spliced from 5 exons. The record is from RefSeq and is a predicted model, not a curated record.
AUGUCUUCUGCAAAGAGAGGCCUGCUCACGCCCAACAGAGGCACACCGUUCAGUUGUUCGAAUCUACAGUUCAACAGGAAGGCCAUUUCGCCGAGCGAUAAAGACGAGCGCACGUCCAGGAGCAGAGAGUGGCCCGGCAGAAUGUGUGACUGUUGUGAGGCUUACGACCACAAGUGCUCUGAACUCUGGACAGUGCGGAGCCCAUGCGAAGUCGACAUGGACUCCCAGAAGUGCACAGGCGAUUCAGUUGGUGGAUUUUCUUUCUCAGGCCACGACAAGGGCCUCCUGCCACCUCCGGAGGCAGAAUGUCAGCUGGUCCAACGUAAAACGCCACACCCCGGUCUUCGUCUGCCUUUAGCCCUGAAACGAUCUUUCAGAACGGUAUCUUUCACCAGCGUUUCCGACUGCCGAUCUCCUCGAUCUUUCGAUAAACCGAUCUAUACGUUUGAGGAGCUUGUCGAUAUCCAUACGCCAUGUGUUCGAUACGGAUAUUACUGGAAGGUGUUCAUGACCCUCCUCGAGACGGAUGAGGUGCUGCUCAUUAACCCCUCACACUCUUUCGACGCUCAUUCACUCGGCGCUGGCGUGUCCAGCGUCAUGUUCGAGAGCGCCCAGCUGGUUUGGCUGUGCCCUGGAGUUGGUCUGAAACGACUUUGCCAAAGGCUCUCGGGCACCACGCGGAUGAUACUUGACCUGGCGGGAACGGAUUCGCCCUCGGAGGAGCGAGAGUCCUCGCAAUUCUUGGCACUCCUAUGCCUUCCGGGAUGUCUGACAACGGUACCCUGGCGCCCGCAUCCAGUAUCAGACCCUUAUUCUAGAAUCCCAAUGUUUGGUGAAAGUUUGCCCCGGGCGCGGUCCGACGUGCCAAAAAUUGGGCGUUGGCCAAGGCGGGUCGAAUCCAAUCUUCGCUUUCUGCGGGAACGGCGGGUAAGCCAUAGCUAUUUGUCUAAGAGGUUCAUGGAGACUGCUAAUCGCUGUUGCAGUUGCCUCCCCCGAUCACAAUUCCCACUCGUAUUGUAA